AACCGGACCGUUUACCUUGCAAGUCUAUUAUUAAAAGACGAUUAAUGUUGUGAAUUUUUUGCUUUGCUUUUUAGUUUAGUGUGUUGAAUGUUAAACCGGAUUUGAAAUCGUUGUAUGUGUACUAUUGUGGACUAUUGUUUUGUGCUGAUUUUACUCGCGUAUACACGUUUUGUGGUUGUUUAAAAUUUCAGAUAAACAAACAAACAGAAUAAAGAUGGCUGGUGUUGCAACAGUAUUGAAGCCGCGCGGAGUCGCGUGCGCAUCUUCUAGUCAUAGAUUAAGCCUGUGUUUUGUUUUUGUCUUAUUAUUAGGUAUCCCAAGUGCACAUUCCCAGUUAGAGAAACUGUAUGUAAGUGAAACGGAUCUCAAUAUCCUCGUGGAUGACACGCAUCUAAUGAAACUGAUACAAAUUGGACAAUACAAUGAAAGCCUGCAAGUCACAGCGAACAUCCAGCACCCAGACAUCGUGCAAUUUGUCCCCCAAACUAUAGACAUUCCAGGGUCUAAAGAACCGAACACGACAGUAAAGAUCACAUAUGAUAUCUGCGCAUACGCAAAGAGCCCAGGCCAUUCUGAAGUCACUUUUAAUGUAACGCCAGCUGGAUAUGUUAACAUGGACUCUGUGUUCCUCCGUAUCACAGUGAUGCACUCCCACGCCAUCAACGUAAUCUCCUACAUCAUGGGGUGGAUCUACUUCGCAGCCUGGUCCGUCUCAUUCUACCCUCAAAUCUACAUCAACUUUAAGAGGAAGAGUGUCGUUGGCCUUAACUUCGACUUUUUGGCUCUGAACAUCAUGGGUUUCACCAUGUAUUCUCUGUUCAACUGCGGUCUUUACUUCUCCAAGGAGAUUCAGAGUGAGUACUUCGCCCGUCACCCUCGUGGUCUGAACCCGGUACAACUGAAUGACGUGUUCUUCUCACUGCACGCCGCUUUCGCCACUCUCAUCACCAUUACCCAGUGCUUUAUCUAUGAGCGCGAAGACCAGCGAGUAUCGACGACAGGUCGUAGCAUCCUCGGCGUGUUCACAGCAGUUGUGAUAGUCGCGGCUGGAGUGGGCGCCGCCGGCAAACUCGCCUGGCUCGACUUCCUUUACUACUGCAGUUACAUCAAGCUUUCUAUCACGCUCAUUAAAUAUGUACCCCAGGCUUACAUGAACUACAAACGCAAAUCAACAGUCGGAUGGAGCAUUGGCAACAUUUUCCUAGACUUCGUGGGAGGUUCCCUGUCCAUUUUGCAGAUGGCGCUGAACGCAUACAACUACAAUGAUUGGAUAUCUUUCUUCGGCGACGCGACGAAAUUCGGCCUCGGCUUGUUCAGUCUUGUCUUUGAUAUAUUCUUCAUUCUGCAACAUUACGUCUUCUAUAGAGAGGCUCGGUACAUUCUUCUGCCUGGAGCUACCUCAACAGAAGACCUGACUCAUGAAGCCCAAGAGCAGCCAUCGGAGGAACCAUACCAAGGCGCUCCGGCGUAACGGCAGAAGAAAACACAAGGAUAUACUCUUAUCUCUUUCACUAUUACCAAAAGUGAUGAAGUGCGAGAGAGAACGAAGAUGUUACCCUCAUGAGGUAUGGAACUUUUCCUUAAAUGAAGAAUGAGAUUAUGAAUGGAGGAGGAUGAUGUUCCUUUUGGUUGAAAAAGAUCACAUUGUAAUGGCAUAAUGCCAUGUUAUCAUGGAGAAGUAAAU
Spodoptera exigua (beet armyworm) is the source of this 1684-nucleotide messenger RNA. The record is from the annotation of a GenBank genome assembly. NCBI's taxonomy places the organism in Eukaryota, Metazoa, Arthropoda, Insecta, Lepidoptera, Noctuidae.